Messenger RNA from Stylophora pistillata, 1130 nucleotides. RefSeq names its product general transcription factor IIF subunit 2-like. Gene Ontology annotation, cellular component: transcription factor TFIIF complex. Gene Ontology annotation, biological process: transcription initiation at RNA polymerase II promoter; transcription by RNA polymerase II. Lineage: Eukaryota; Metazoa; Cnidaria; Anthozoa; Scleractinia; Pocilloporidae. The record is from RefSeq and is a predicted model, not a curated record.
AUCCCCAAAACACUUUGACAGCGGAAGUUUUGGAAAGUUGGGAAAAGUCCUGACUGCAAAUCAUUAUUUGCAGUUGUUUCAUUUUGAAAACCUCAGCCACUUCGUCAGCAUUUUGGUAAGUGCGAUCGAUAAUCUUUCAUAGUCACUCCGUUUUUAUCUGCUAUACUUAUUUUAGGAACUUUGAAGGAGUAAAGCUCUCUUUGAAAAGCCCAGUAACUGCUUUGUGUGAGCCCUAGUAGUUAUGCCACGCUGUGGAAAAUCGCCGACACGCAAUCCCCAAAGAAAUGAGGUGGCAUUUAAUCUGUCAGAUGCAUUGGCAAAUAAGGAUGACAACUCUAACAAAGAUGGCAAAGACAGCACAUGUAAAGAUGGAAAAGAGAGUAUUAAAGUGCCAAGGGAAUACAAGAUGGUUUUAUCCAAUGUCGAACAAUCAAUGGGAGUGUUUUGAGAAGGAUCAGGAGCCUCCACAGAAGACAAUGAAGAAGAAAAACGUAAAAAAAGUCAGGUCACUUUUGAAGGGGUAGUUGUACAGAAAGCUGACUGUCGACCAAUUCAGCCCAGUGCUGACUACCUGAGUUUGAAAAAGAGGGCAAUUCUUAAUAAAAGUAAAUCAGGACGGCAAGCCAUAACGGUUGACCGUGUUGUUAAAUAUCGUCCAGUGUCCGACCACAAAGCUAAUAUUGAACAUGAGAAGAAAAAGAAAGAAGAUGGAAAGAGAGCUCGGGAAGAUGAAGAUGUCGUCAAAGCAUUACUCUUCAGUGCGUUUGAAAGACAUCAGUAUUAUAACCUAAAAGACCUCAUAACCAUCACAAAACAACCCGUGGCGAGCAUGCGCACAACAGUGGCUUAAUUUUUCUGGCAAGAAUUGCAAAGAGUAGUGACUCUAGCAUUUUUCAAAGAGUUCCGUUUUCAGUUGACAAUUUAUCCGUAUUAAAGUGUAGGUUUAAUCACGAAAAUAAAGUAGCUUCAGAUGACUUGAAAGAAUGAGAAAGGUAAAAAUUUUUUAAAAGCCUCCAACUUCACUUCAUUGUAAAGUGUCUCAAUAUCGAUAUCUUUACAGUUUAAAACAACUUAGUAAUGCAUUGAAAUAGACGCCUUAACUAUUUGGACAACAAUACUUUUUAAUGGAG